AUGGAAAAAACUACCCUUCCCUCACUGCUACUUCUCCCCUACCCUCCUGACCCCAUCACACCAGCUUCUCUCAAUGCCGCCUACCGCCCAUCCCUCACAGCAGCUCUUGCCAAAUUGAAGCGCCCAACUAGUGCCUCCAAGCUCAUCGUCGCCGUUGUCUGUCCCAUUCUCAACGGCCAAUUUCUCCGAUCCAAGACUCUGUCAUGGCCUCGCGCCCAGAAGCUCAUCUCCGGCCUCUACGGCCUCAUCUCAGCCAUUUGCACACAGCACUCCAUCACCAUCGAAAUGGACGGCGGUCCCAACUCGGUCGACACAACCAUCAUCCUGAUCGAUCAUGACCGCACCAGAAGCUUCACCCCCGAUUACCGUCCAGAAAUUAUGCCCAAUAACACCAUCAUCAUCGACAUGCCCACCUUCGCCAACGCCUACCACCCCUGGGAAUUCAUCUUUCACGUUCGCUCCGAGAUUGGCUUCGAAGUCUACCAAACCUACCUGCGCUUCGCCGAGGGCAAACAAACCCUCCUUCAGGAACAGCUCAUCCCCGUCGAGGGUGGACUAACCUUCAAUGUGAAAACCGGACCUGCCUCUCCCCUCGCAGCACAAGCCCAAUCACCCACCUACUCAGUCGUCUGUCUCGGCGGGACAUUCGACUACCUCCACCCAGGACACAAGCUACUCCUGGCCGCUGGUGCGCUACUCCUUCAAAUCCCUCACAAAGAUGACACCCCCCUCAAACCGGCCCGGUACAUCAUCGGCAUCACGGGCGACGAAAUGCUCAAGAACAAGAAGUACGCCGAGUACGUCCAGUCAUGGGAGACACGCGCACGCAACGUGUUACUUUUCCUCACUCAACUACUCGAACUCUCGGACCGGGGCUGGAAGGACGAGGGGUACGCCCGAUUCCAGGAACAGGACGGUGACUUCCGGGCUACCUUCCGCAACGGGACGAUCGAGGUCCAGUGCGUGCGGAUUCAGGACCCGUUCGGGCCGACCAUUACGGUCGAGGAGAUCGGGGCGCUGGUGGUGUCAGGGGAGACGCGAUCAGGUGGUCAGGCUGUGAAUGAUAAGCGAAAGGAACAGGGCUGGAAAAUCCUGGAUGUGUUUGAGGUCGAUGUGCUUGAGGCCGAGGAUGUGUCGGCGUCAGCGGCUGGGACGCCUACCAAGACAGAAAACUACGAGUCUAAGAUUAGCAGUACUGCGAUUAGGCAGCAGAGGGCGAGGGCUGGAAGCAGAACCAAGAUUUGA
Messenger RNA from Thermochaetoides thermophila DSM 1495, 1245 nucleotides. RefSeq names its product pantetheine-phosphate adenylyltransferase-like protein. Lineage: Eukaryota; Fungi; Ascomycota; Sordariomycetes; Sordariales; Chaetomiaceae. The transcript has a single exon. Gene Ontology annotation, biological process: coenzyme A biosynthetic process. Gene Ontology annotation, molecular function: dephospho-CoA kinase activity. The coding region runs from base 1 to 1245 and encodes 414 amino acids. The record is from RefSeq and is a predicted model, not a curated record.